AAAAACAAAAGUAAAAAAUAGGCAAACCAGUUCUGUUCUGUACCGUAGGGAUCCGUUUUAAAGUCUUCUGCUAACAUUAUUACUGUGUUUAGAUCUGUGUAAAUCUCAUCUUAUAUUCACUCUAUCCCUCAUCAAAACUUUAUUUUUCCAUGUGGGUUUCACUGCAUGGCUCUGCCCAAUCCCUCUAUCCCUUCCAUCUUCGCACUUCUCCUCCUCUUUUCAUCCUAUGAAACAGUCUCGAGUACUGAACAAUGAGUUCUGUAAUGAAACUUACAGAGGGUUGAGUUGAGUUCUUGGUGUGGUUGGAGUUGUAGAAUCAAGUUUAGAUUUUGAUAUUGGAAAGUGAAGAAAUUUAAAGAAAAGAUGAUAUCUUCAGGGAUGAAUUUGGUUAUGACAGUGAUAGGGUUCGCUGUUAGUAUUAUGUUUAUAGUGUUUGUUUGUACACGCCUUGUCUGUGCUCGGAUUCAGUUGAAUGCAUCUAGGAGAUCUUUUCCCAUUGCCUCUCGAUCUGAUUUCGGCUUGCUGGAAAGAGGAUUUCAUGGUCUUGAGCCUGUAACUAUAGCCAACUUUCCAACAAAGAAGUACAGUGAUCAGUUUUUUGCAGCUGUAGAAGAUGCUCAAUGUGCAGUUUGCCUCUCAGAAUACCAUUGUGAAGACACAUUGCGAAUUCUUCCCUACUGUGGUCACUCCUUCCAUGUAACUUGCAUAGACAUAUGGCUACAACAACAUUACACAUGUCCAGUUUGUCGAAUAUCACUGCGUGAAUGUUCUGACAGAAAGCGCUUGCUGCAGCCCAUGUUUAGUUCAGCUGUUCGGUUUCAUUAUGGCCAUGCUUCCGAUAGGCAUUCAUAUAACUUCUUGCUGACUGGACGUGGGUUUUCUUCAAGAAACCUUGGCAACCACAGAAUGGACCCUGUUCAAGAGGACCCAUUUUCAUCUGAAGAUGAUCGGACAGAAGCUGGCAAUAACAUUUCCACUACAACCGAGGCCCAUCAGACUACAAAAGACUCCGUAAACAAACAAGUUGAAAGUCCAUCAAACCCUUGAAUUUCCAUGGCAAUACUUGAGCCUAAGCUACAAUCAAUGAGACUUUUGCUUGAAUCUGAAAAAGGGUGUGUUCAGCCAUCCCUAUCAAACCAACAUCAGAUUCCAGAGGAAAAAUUAAAUUCCGUUCUGGGAUUUUGUAAAUAUUGCAGAGAGUGAUUUUUUUUUUCCCAUCCUUUUACUUUUCAAUGGUAGCUGUUUUCUUGUAGUUUUGUUUCUAAUUUGUCUUCACCAAAUACUUGGAUUCUCCACAUGAAGCACUCUUUAUGCUGGUGGGCCUUAUAACUGUGAUAUUCAUAUCUAGUAUCCUGA
Messenger RNA from Mangifera indica (mango), 1356 nucleotides. Its product is annotated as RING-H2 finger protein ATL32-like. Bases 364 to 1047 code for a protein of 227 amino acids. The transcript has 3 exons. The record is from RefSeq and is a predicted model, not a curated record. Lineage: Eukaryota; Viridiplantae; Streptophyta; Magnoliopsida; Sapindales; Anacardiaceae.